This is a messenger RNA of Drosophila willistoni, 576 nucleotides long. RefSeq lists its product as uncharacterized. The transcript has a single exon. Lineage: Eukaryota; Metazoa; Arthropoda; Insecta; Diptera; Drosophilidae. The record is from RefSeq and is a predicted model, not a curated record. The coding region runs from base 1 to 576 and encodes 191 amino acids.
AUGGCCAACAUUUGGGUGGACAAUGAAAAUAUUGGUGUUGGACUGCCAGCCAUGUCAGCAAAGAAACGAAUUCCAUUGCAAAAUGGAAAUCCAAAACAAUCUGCAAAGAAAAGUGUCCUAAGCAAAAUUGACAAUGUGAUGCACCAAAAGCACCUGACAGCAACUCCUCUAAAGGCCACUCAAAACAAUUGCAGUGGUUUCAAAGAUAGAAGCCACGUCCGUCAUGAGGUGUUCAAGACCCCAGCAGUUGCCACAACUUCAAAGGCUAACAAUAAGGACUUUUUGUUUGACUACCAGGACCAUCCCAAGUGCUUGUCAAAGUGUACCAAACGCAUUGCUGAGCAAUGGGCCGACAAUCAGCUCCACAGUGACGACCUAUUUCACCAACUAUUUAAGGAUGUGGAGUCCUCCUAUAAAACUGCUGAUGAUGUGUUUAAUAUUCCCAAAAGCUACAUCUUCGAUGACGAUUUUGCCCAAGCUCCAGGUCUUUGGGAUACUAAAAAUACAUCAUAUUAUAAUGUAAACGAUAAUCAAUUGAAUCAGAUUGUACCAAUGCCAAACUUUGAUAUAUGUUAA